UUAGGAAGUAGGAAGCUAACAGAUAUCUCGUGUCGCACGACUGUCACUGCAGAGCACAAAAGUUUACAUGAAACAUCUAACGGAGCACAACUGGUAGAAGAGUCUUCUGAAACUGCUAACAAAUAAUCUUACAAUAGUGUUGCCCCGGCCAUUUGAUAUACGUCUGGGGACAAAAGAAAGAAUACCUGUUAGACUGAAAUCCCAUCUUAAACUGGAUGCAGCUGGGAGUUCAUCGUUUUCCCACACUACUCCCGUAGCCCGGUGUGUUGCUAUCAGCCUACUGCUUGGAGCGUCAGCAUCAGGCCAGGACAGUGGCCAAACGUGAUACCGGUGGCCGGGCUGGCAGCAUGACCACGCUAACCCAUCGGAAUCGGCGGGCUGAGCCGGUGGUGGAGAGGCGGGAGGUAGAGGAUGACUUAGGGCGAGGCGCUCUCCAAGAUGAAGACGAGUGCGAUUCUAAGGAUCUCCGCCUCACCCUCAUGGAGGAGAUCCUGCUCCUGGGCCUAAAAGACAAAGAGGGCUACACGUCCUUCUGGAACGACUGCAUCUCCUCGGGCCUGCGCGGCGGCAUCCUGAUCGAGCUGGCCCUCAGGGGCCGCAUCCACCUGGAGCCAGCCACCAUGAGGAAGAGGAAGCUCCUAGACCGCAAGGUGAUUUUCAAAUCAGAAGCCCCCACAGGUGACGUGCUGCUGGAUGAGGCCCUGAAACACAUCAAAGCCACUGAGCCCCCAGAAACAGUACAGAGCUGGAUCGAGCUCCUCACAGGUGAGACCUGGAACCCCAUGAAGCUGCACUAUCAGCUGCGCAACGUGCGGGAGCGGCUAGCCAAGAACCUGGUGGAGAAGGGCAUCCUGACCACAGAGAAGCAGAACUUCCUGCUGUUCGACAUGACCACGCACCCGGUCACCAACACCACGGAGAAGCAGAGGCUGGUGCGGCGGGUCCAGGACAGCCUGCUGGACCGCUGGGUGAACGACGUGCAGCGCAUGGACCGGCGGGUGCUGGCGAUCAUCGUGCUGGCACACGCCUCGGACGUGCUGGAGAACGCGCUCACCUCCCUGUCCGACGAGAAGUACGAGGUGGCCUCCUCCCGCUCACGCGCCCUGCUGGACAGCAACCCGGACGUGGAGGGCAACAAGUCCCAGGCCUGCGAGAUGAUCUGGGCUGUCCUGGCCGCCUUCAACAAGGCCUGAGUCAGGGAGAGGGGGGCGACGCACACCACCGAGGGUCCACUUUCGGCACGUCCUCGUUCCCUGUGACUAAUUCACCCCAGCAGAGCUGUCCCCAGCCGGGGUGAGGGGUGCAGUAAGGAAAGGUGUCGGGGGAGGGGGUCUUGGAAGUCUGGAGCAUUUUGAAGCCUAUUUUCUCGUCUUAAUGUCCGGGGGGACUUCUCAGCAGGUCUUAAAAAUUGGCACGUGAAGGACUCUGGGCCUCUGACAGGAGCAUACCUUUCUUCAAAAAUGCCUAAUUCCUUCUUCUUUUUUUUUUUUUGUUUUGUCUAUUUCUGUUAGAGUUUUGACAUUAACAGUGACUGGAUCUCUGGUAGCAGUUAUGGAAAAGCAGACACUUUGUGUUUAUAUUGGAUAGCAGCUUGGGGAAAACCAUUUUCCAGCUUUGUGUCUUAAAAGAGAAGCUUUGAAAGGAAAGCAGGCAGACAGCUCGCACUCUGUGAAGUGCUUUAUGAAGGCGCAGGAUAGUUUGCUUCAUUGUUAAAAGCUAGCAUAUUUGAGUUUACUCUUUUGCCCCAAGGGACACAAUCUGAUGGGUAAUCUGUACAACAAGGCAAUAUUGGUAGUCAUUACUGUGUGUUUUUUUUUUUGUACUCUGUUCUCCUCUCUGUUUUGUAGAAAAUAUUAAUAUAU
Messenger RNA from Megalops cyprinoides (Indo-Pacific tarpon), 1862 nucleotides. RefSeq names its product Golgi phosphoprotein 3-like. The record is from RefSeq and is a predicted model, not a curated record. NCBI's taxonomy places the organism in Eukaryota, Metazoa, Chordata, Actinopteri, Elopiformes, Megalopidae. Gene Ontology annotation, molecular function: phosphatidylinositol-4-phosphate binding. Gene Ontology annotation, cellular component: trans-Golgi network; cytosol; Golgi cisterna. The transcript has 6 exons. The coding region runs from base 348 to 1193 and encodes 281 amino acids. Gene Ontology annotation, biological process: Golgi vesicle budding; Golgi organization; retrograde vesicle-mediated transport, Golgi to endoplasmic reticulum.